GCCGGCUGGGGGCUGUCCUGAGCUGCGUGAACCGGAAGCGCCUGUUCUCUGUCUCAUUGAGUGGGAGCUUCGUGGCAGCCCGCAGGAACACGAUCAUGAGUGGGAGAGGAAGCGUGGCGGCGCCCAGCCUGACCGUGCCCAGCAGCGCCGCUCCGGCUGUCUUGUGGACUGUGGAGCAUCUGAAAGGCAAAGUGGAGGUCAGGGUGGAGGAUGGACAGGAGACGGUUCUGCGGGUGUCAGAAGGGAUCUCUUUCACCGAUGUGAACUCCAUCAUCCGAUACUUGGCCAGACUUGCUCCACAGACUGGAUUGUAUGGUUCAAAUUUAAUGGAGCAGACAGAGAUCAGCCACUGGAUGGAGUUUAGUCAGACCCGGCUACUAGACAAGUCCACGUUUUCUGCUGCCCUCCAAGAGCUGAACCAUUGCCUCUCCCUGCGCACCUACCUGGUGGGGGACUCCCUGACGCUGGCCGACAUCAGUGUCUUCUCCACCCUGGCAGUAAGCGGCUCAUGGCAGACACAGAUGAAAACUAACAAAGCUGCCGUCAAUGUCCGACGCUGGUACAUGUUCCUGGAGCCCAGUGUCCCUUCCCGGGGAGAGCUUAGCGUCGCAGCGCCUCCUGACAAGAAACAAGAUGUUGGAAAGUUUGUGGAGCUGCCGGGUGCAGAGAUGGGGAAAGUGGUAGUAAGAUUCCCCCCCGAGGCCAGCGGGUACCUGCAUAUCGGACAUGCGAAGGCCGCUCUGCUGAACCAGCACUACCAGCUCACCUUCCGGGGGAGACUCAUCAUGAGAUUCGAUGACACCAAUCCCGAGAAAGAAAAGGAGGACUUUGAGAAGGUUAUUCUGGAGGACGUGUCCAUGCUGCAGAUACAGCCGGACCAAUUCACGUACACCUCUGACCACUUUGAGAAGAUAAUUCAGUACGCAGAGAAACUGAUCGAGGAGGGAAAGGCGUACGUGGAUGACACUCCUGCAGAACAGAUGAAAUCAGAACGUGAGCAGAGGACGGAGUCCAAACACAGGAAUAACGCGGUAAAGAAGAACCAGCAGAUGUGGGAAGACAUGAAGAAGGGAACGCAGUUUGGCCAGACCUGCUGUCUCCGCGCUAAAAUUGACAUGAACUCCAAUAACGGCUGCAUGCGAGAUCCAACUUUGUUCCGCUGCAAGACGCAGCCACAUCCACGGACAGGAAGCAAGUACAACAUCUACCCUACAUAUGACUUUGCCUGCCCCAUCGUGGACAGCUUAGAGGGCGUGACGCACGCUCUGCGGACGACGGAGUAUCACGACCGGGAUGAGCAGUUCUACUGGAUCAUAGAUGCUCUGGGAAUCCGUAAGCCGUACAUCUGGGAGUACAGUCGCCUGAACCUCAACAACACUGUACUGUCCAAGCGCAAACUCACCUGGUUUGUCAACGAGGGCCUUGUGGAUGGCUGGGAUGACCCCAGAUUCCCAACUGUGCGAGGCGUCCUCAGAAGAGGCAUGACGGUGGAGGGGCUGAAACAGUUCAUAGCUGCGCAGGGGUCUUCUCGAUCUGUUGUGAACAUGGAAUGGGACAAGAUCUGGUCUUUUAACAAGAAGCUGCGAGCUAUCUGUAAGAAGGUGAUAGAUCCUAUAGCCCCACGGUACAGCGCUUUGCUGAAGAGCCACGUUGUUCCUGUGACCAUCCCAGAGGCUGAGGAAGGAGUGACAGAAGUCGCCAAGCACCCGAAGAACGCUGAGGUGGGUACCAAGCCCGUAUGGUACGGUCCCCGAGUUCUCAUAGAAGGAGCGGAUGCAGAAACGUUGUCUGAGGGGGAGACGGUCACCUUUAUUAACUGGGGAAAUAUCAUCAUCACCAAGAUACAUCGAGACCCCAGCGGGAAAAUACAGUCUCUGGAUGCCAAACUCAACCUGGACAACAAGGACUAUAAGAAAACCACCAAGAUUACGUGGUUGGCAGAGACCUCUAAAGCGCCCUUCACCCCAACAAUCUGCGUCAACUACGACCAUCUGAUCACUAAACCAGUGCUGGGGAGAGAGGAAGACUUCAAGCAGUAUGUCAACAGAAGCAGCAAGCAAGAAGAAGUAAUGCUGGGAGACCCCUGCCUGAAGAGUCUGAGAAAGGGAGACCUUAUCCAGCUGCAGAGACGAGGCUUCUAUAUUUGUGAUGAACCAUAUGAGCCCAUCAGCCCGCACAGCUGUAAGGAGGCGCCGUGUGUGUUGUUUUAUAUCCCAGAUGGGCACACCAAGGAGAUGCCAACGUCUGGCUCCAAAGAGAAGACAAAGACCGCUGGCACAAAGAAAGAGACCAAGGCAGCGGAUUCAACAGCGAGCAACGCCCCCCUUCCACCGCACCUACCAGCAGACGGUCCCGUAAUACUGUACAACAAGAUCACCGCUCAGGGAGAUCUCGUCCGGGAUCUCAAAGCCAAGAAAGCAGAAAAAGCGGAAAUUGAUGCAGCUGUAAAACAUCUUUUAUCACUGAAAGCGGAAUACAAACAGGCAGCCGGUCAGGACUAUAAACCUGGCAACGCUCCGGCGGCUUCUCUGAGCGCAACAGCGACUGUCAGCCACGACUGCAAAUCUGCAUAUGACAACGUGUCCGAUCAAGGGGAAGUAGUCCGGAAAUUAAAGACAGAGAAAGCGGCAAAGCCUCAGAUAGAUGCGGCCGUCAAACAACUUUUGGAGCUGAAAGCAGAAUAUAAACAAAUAACAGGACAGGAUUACCAGGCAGGCGCCCGUCCUGUAGCUCCAAGCUCUGCUCCGGCACCGGCUCCUUCCAGCGCUGAGUCCUCAGAUCUCAGUAUAAUAUAUAAGAAGGUAGCGGAACAAGGAGAGGUGGUCCGAAUUCUCAAAAGCAAGAAAGCGUCCAAGGAUGAGAUAGACUCUGCAGUGAAAUCCCUCUUACACCUGAAAGCAGAAUACAAGCAGAAAAGUGGGCAGGAAUACAAGCCAGGAUGUCCUCCGUCUCAGCCUCCCUGUAACGCCACAGUCCCUCAGACAGGUCCCACUCCCACCAACAGUACAAGUCUAUACAACAGCGUUUGUCAGCAAGGAGAGCUGGUCCGCAAACUGAAAUGUGAAAAGGGCCCCAAGGACAAGGUGGAUGAGGCGGUAAAACUUCUCCUGUCUCUCAAAGCGGAAUACAGAGAGACUGGUCAGGAGUACACGCCGGGAUGCCCGCCUGUAAGCCUAGCCCUGGAGAAACCCCUCCUCAUCCAGGAGAAUGGCUCCAAUUCUUCCCAGGCUGAAGAUCUAUUUAACAAGGUGGCUAAACAGGGGGAAGAGGUCCGAAAACUAAAGACUGAGAAAGCGUCCAAGGACAAGGUGGACGCUGCGGUGAAACAGCUUCUGGACCUGAAGACCCAAUACAAAGCCCUGACUGGAACAGAUUACAAGCCAGUGUCCGGCACAGGCUCCGAGGACAAGAAGCCAAAAGAGGACAAGAAGCCAAAAGAGGACAAGAAGCAGAAAGACAAAGAGAACAAGUCGGAAAAGCAGAGCAAGCAGCCGAAACAGGGCGACAGUCAGAAGAAGGAACCCGUGAAUGGCUCUUCAGGGGAAGGAGCUGGUGAGGGGCAGGGCCCUAAGAAACAGACCAGGCUGGGACUGGAAGCCAAGAAAGAAGAAGAUCUUGCUGACUGGUACUCGCAGGUGAUCACAAAGUCUGAGAUGAUUGAAUAUUACGAUGUCAGCGGAUGUUACGUGCUGCGUCCCUGGGCAUUUGCCAUCUGGGAAUCCAUUCAAGACUUCUUUGAUGGCAGGAUAAAGCAGCUGGGCGUAGAGAACUGUUAUUUCCCCAUGUUCGUGUCUCAGGCGGCACUUGAGAAAGAGAAAACCCACAUCGCUGACUUUGCACCAGAGGUAGCCUGGGUCACCAGAUCUGGGAAGACGGAACUGGCAGAGCCAAUUGCUGUGCGGCCAACCAGUGAAACCGCGAUGUAUCCGGCCUAUGCUAAAUGGGUGCAGUCUCACCGGGAUCUCCCCAUCAAACUGAAUCAGUGGUGCAAUGUGGUGAGGUGGGAAUUCAAGCACCCGCAGCCGUUCCUCCGGACCCGAGAAUUCCUGUGGCAGGAGGGACACACGGCCUUUGCAACAUACGAGGAAGCUGCAGAGGAGGUCCUGCAGAUCCUGGAUUUCUAUGCCAGUGUCUAUGAGGAGCUCCUGGCGAUUCCUGUAGUAAAAGGAAAGAAGACGGAGAAAGAGAAAUUUGCUGGCGGCGAUUAUACGACCACUGUGGAAGCCUUUAUAUCUGCCAGCGGCAGAGCCAUACAGGGUGCAACGUCUCAUCAUCUUGGCCAAAAUUUUUCAAAGAUGUUUGAGAUAGUAUUUGAGGAUCCUAAAAAACCGGGUGAAAAACAAUACGCCUUCCAGAACUCCUGGGGUCUCACCACCCGGACGAUCGGUGUAAUGACCAUGGUUCAUGGAGACAAUAUGGGUUUAGUGCUCCCCCCGCGAGUGGCCUGUGUGCAGGUUAUAGUGAUUCCGUGCGGCAUCACAAACACUCUGUCAGAGACAGACAAGGACGCUCUGCUCCAGAAGUGCAACCAGUACCUAAAGCGUCUCUUGAGCGUAAACGUCCGGGCUCGCGCUGAUCUGCGUGACAACUACUCCCCUGGCUGGAAGUUCAACCAUUGGGAGCUGAAGGGUGUCCCAAUCAGACUUGAAGUGGGACCACGCGACAUGAAAAAUCAGCAGUUUGUAGCAGUGCGGCGUGACACUGGGGCGAAGGUGAUAAUCACAGAGGAGCAGGCCGAACGUAGACUACAGGAUAUGCUGGAGGAGAUCCACACAAAUCUCUACAACAGGGCCCUGAGUGACCUAACCAGUCAUAUGGUGACUGCCGAGACUAUGGAAGAGUUUCAGAAGCAGCUGGACACAGGAAAGAUCGUGCAGAUUCCGUUCUGUGGAGAAAUUGACUGUGAGGACUGGAUUAAGAAGACCACGGCCAGGGAUCAGGACCUAGAGCCGGGAGCUCCAUCAAUGGGCGCCAAGAGCCUGUGCAUCCCGUUCCAGCCACUGAGAGACCUGCAGCCUGGAGCCGCAUGCGUGUGUGAGCGGAACCCGGCUAAGUACUACACGCUGUUCGGCCGCAGCUAUUAGCGGCACAGACCGCCACUUCCACCCCUGUAAUAAGCUCUUUAUUUUUAUGAAGUAUUGUAACCCUCAGAAGACGAGAGAUAUUAGGAGCCGUGUGGAGGAACGCUCGGCGCUACCGCACACGUAUUUUCUGACUACAUCCCUGAUAAUAAAAGCUAUGAUAAAUCUAUAA
Molecule: messenger RNA, 5253 nt
Organism: Pseudophryne corroboree (corroboree frog)
Lineage: Eukaryota; Metazoa; Chordata; Amphibia; Anura; Myobatrachidae
Gene: EPRS1
Product: glutamyl-prolyl-tRNA synthetase 1
Exons: 35
Coding region: 96-5084 (1662 amino acids)
Biological process (GO): glutamyl-tRNA aminoacylation; prolyl-tRNA aminoacylation; translation
Cellular component (GO): cytoplasm; aminoacyl-tRNA synthetase multienzyme complex
Molecular function (GO): proline-tRNA ligase activity; glutamate-tRNA ligase activity; ATP binding
Source: RefSeq, a predicted model, not a curated record